AUGAACCCUUCAAGAAAAGUGUGGCCUCUGACCCCUGCUUUAGGCUCCCUUCGGGGUGAUCCUCAACAGCUUCUGGGCCCGAUUGAUUGGGAUUGGUGUAGGGAACUUCCUGGGACAGACAGCUGGAAGGAACUAGAAUAUUGGACGCGGCCAUGUCCCUUGGACUUAAAGCCAGCCGGGAACGCCAGAUGCAGAGGGCCCUGGCCCUGCCUGUGCAGCGCCCCGACGCGGCAGGGAGGCGCGGGUGAUUCGGAUCCCCUGGGCCCGCGCGUGGCGAGUGGCGGCGACAGCGGCAAGGUGGCCCUGUCGCUUCUUAGGAUCAGGCCGGUGUUCCCCGGUAGGCCAUUAGGGCGGAUGUGUCGCGGCGCUCACGGAUCGGGGACCCGCCUUUACUUUGCUCCCCGAGGCCCGCGAGGUCCUUGGUUAACGAAGCCCUUGUCCUUUGCUGACUGUGUCGGGGAUGAGCUGCCAUGGGGAUGGGAAGCAGGGUUCGACCCGCAGAUUGGUGCCUACUACAUCGAUCACAUCAACAAAACCACUCAGAUUGAAGAUCCGAGAAAACAGUGGCGGGGGGAGCAGGAGAAGAUGCUCAAGGACUAUCUCUCGGUGGCCCAGGAUGCACUCAGGACACAGAAGGAGCUGUACCAUGUGAAGGAACAGAGGCUGGCCCUGGCCCUCGAUGAGUAUGUCCGCUUGAAUGAUGCCUACAAGGAGAAGUCAAGUUCUCGCACAAGCCUCUUCUCAGGGUCUUCAUCCAGCACUAAAUACGAUCCUGAUAUUUUAAAAGCCGAGAUCUCCACCACGCGAUUAAGGGUGAAAAGGCUGAAGAGAGAACUCUCCCAGAUGAAGCAAGAACUUCUCUAUAAAGAGCAAGGCUUUGAAACGCUGCAACAAAUUGAUGAAAAGAUGUCUGGAGGCCAGAGUGGGUAUGAACUUAGUGAAGCCAAAGCCAUCCUGACAGAACUGAAGUCUAUAAGAAAAGCAAUCAGCUCAGGAGAAAAAGAAAAGCAAGAUCUGAUGCAGAGUCUUGCCAAGCUUCAGGGGCGCUUUCAUUUGGAUCAGAACAUGGGCAGUUCGGAGCCAGACCUGAGAUCUAGUCCUGUGAACUCUCACCUCUCGCUGUCCAGACAGACUCUUGACGCUGGGUCACAGACAAACAUUUCUGGAGAUAUUGGGGUGCGGAGCAGAUCAAAUUUAGCUGAAAAGGUCAGGCUGAGUCUCCAAUAUGAAGAAGCCAAAAGAAGCAUGGCUAACUUGAAAAUUGAACUGUCAAAGUUGGACAGUGAAGCCUGGCCCGGGGCCCUGGACAUCGAGAAGGAGAAGCUGAUGCUGAUCAAUGAGAAAGAAGAGCUUUUGAAAGAGCUGCAGUUCAUCACACCACAGAAACGCACACAGGACGAGCUGGAACGCCUGGAGGCAGAGCGCCAGCGACUGGAGGAGGAGCUCAUGUCCUCGAGGGGCUUGCCUAGCAGGGCUCUGGCCGAGAGGUUGAAAUUAGAGGAGAAAAGAAAAGAGCUGCUACAGAAACUUGAAGAAACUACUAAAUUAACUACUUAUUUGUAUUCACAACUUAAAAGCCUCUCCUCCAGCACACUGUCCAUGUCGUCUGGGAGCAGUCUGGGGUCCCUGACAUCCAGUCGGGGCUCUCUGAACACCUCCAGCAGAGGGUCCCUCAACUCCCUCAGUUCCAGUGAACUCUACUACACCAGCCAGGGUGAUUCGAUGGACGCAGACUAUCAGUGUAAACUGGACUUCCUUCUUCAAGAGAAGGGUGGUUACAUCCCUUCUGGACCCAUCACCACCAUCCACGAAAAUGAGGUGGUCAAGUCUCCCAGCCAGCCUGGGCAGAGUGGACUAUGUGGGGUGGCAGCUGCAGCACCCAGCCACACUCCUCCAUUGACUGAGGCCUCCAAGUCAGUGACGUCCCUCUCCUCCAGGUCCUCUCUUUCGUCCUUGUCCCCUCCCGGCUCUCCCCUGGUCUUGGACAGCACAUUUCCGGUGUCUCCACAUGACACCUCUCUGCACCAGUUCACUGUUGACUUUGAGGACUGUGGAUUGAGUAGCCACUUUGCUGAUAUCGGCCUUGGCGAAAAUCAGGUCUUGCUGGAUUCAGAUUCAGGAGCAUCCCAGUCUCUCUUAGAGGACAAAGACCUUGAUGAGUGCACGGGGCAGCUGCUAUAUGAAGGAACAACAGAUGUGGAAAAGUCAUUACCCAAAAGAGGAGGAAUCCACCUGCGUGGAGACAAAAUUGCGUGUGUGUCAGCUGCUGCCUCCGAUGAGUCUGUGGCUGGAGACAGUGGGGUCUACGAAGCUUCCAUGAAACAGCCUGGCGAAAUGGAGGACGCUACCUAUAGUGAAGAGGACGUCACCGUUGUGGAGACUGCCCAGGUGCAGAUAGGACUCAGAUAUGAUACAAAAAGUUCAAGUUUCAUGGUGAUUAUAGCACAACUCCGAAAUCUUCAUGCCUUCUUGAUACCUCAUUCUUCAAAAGUGUAUUUUAGGGUUGCUGUGCUUCCCUCCUCGGCAGAUGUUAGCUGUCUAUUUCGAACAAAAGUCCAUCCGCCCACGGAAUCUGUGCUGUACAAUGAUGUGUCCAGGAUGGCCAUUUCUCAGGCAGCCCUGCAGCAGAAGACCCUGAGAGUCGAUCUUUGCUGUGUCAGUAAACACCACAGGGAAGAAUGCCUGGCUGGGACUCAGAUCAGCCUGGCAGAUUUACCAUUUUCCAAUGAGAUUUUCAUGCUGUGGUAUAAUUUACUUCCUUCCAAGCAAACGCCUUGCAAAAAGAAUGAAGAAGAAAAUGAAGAGCCUGUACUUCAAUCCAACGAGCCAGAACUAGAUUCUAUAGACUUGGAUGCCGUGUCAGCCUUACUUGCAAGAACUUCAGCUGAGCUAUUGGCUGUGGAACAAGAACUGGCCCAGGAGGAGGAGGAGGAACUGAAGCCGGAAGAACAGCGGGGUCCGGGGGGAGAUUGCUUAACGAUGCUAAGAGAGGCCUCUAAUGAAACUGUGGCUGCAAAAGAGGCUGAAGUUCACUUGGUGGAGGGCAGUCGCUGCCCAGGAGACCCAAGUUCAUGCACUGGCGGGCCUGAAAUGAGAGAAGACCAGCGUAGGAAAGAAAGGCAUUAUGCUGAAGACCCUUGUCAGCCACCAACUGGAAUCCCCACACUGGUUGAUAAGGAGACGAAUACUGAUGAAGCCGUUGAUGGCAAUAUGGCAGUUCGCCCCAAAGACCGUAGCAGCCUGAGCUCUCGACAGCAUCCCUUCGUGAGAAACAGCGUGAUAGUGCGCUCACAAACCUUCUCCCCAGGCGAGCGGAGCCAGUACAUCUGCAGGUUAAAUCGGAGUGACAGUGACAGUUCAACCUUAGCCAAAAAAUCAUUGUUCGUGAGAAACUCCACCGAACGACGAAGUUUGAGGGUUAAAAGGGCAGUCUGCCAACCCACCCUCAGGAGGACUGCUCAGGAAUGCCCCGUGCGCACAUCUCUAGACCUGGAGCUGGACCUGCAGGCCUCGCUGACUCGUCAGAGUCGCCUCAACGAUGAGCUGCAGGCCCUGAGGGACUUACGGCAGAAGCUGGAGGAGCUGAAAGCUCAGGGAGAGACUGACCUUCCCCCGGGAGUGCUAGAGGAUGAGAGAUUCCAGAAGCUUCUGAAACAAGCAGAGAAGCAGGCUGAGCAGACAAAAGAAGAGCAGAAGCAAGACCUGAAUGCAGAGAAGUUGAUGAGGCAGGUCUCCAAGGAUGUGUGCCGGCUGCGGGAGCAGAGCCGGAAGGUGCCUCGGCAGGUGCAGUCCUUCAGGGAGAAGAUAGCCUACUUCACACGAGCAAAGAUCAGCAUCCCGUCCCUGCCAGCUGAUGACGUGUGACCACACAGCUUAAUGUUACUUCUCGCCUGCUCACUUUCCAAGGGAGAGUCAAAGACUGAACAUUUACUGGUUUUGUUUUUUGUUGGGGGGAGGGGCUUUUGUUUCCUGUAAUAUAACUGUCAACCCUUGAAGAACUUUCAUUCCACACCAGUUUCAUCAGGUUCAUCUGUAAAGUGUGUUGAAUGUAACUCUUACAUGCUUUGAGAAGGAAAAAAAAAAUUCACAGAACAAAAGUGGGGUAGUCUGGUCCACACUUGUACAGUGUGUUAUGUGUCAGCCCUGGGUUUCACUGUGCAGAAUGGAACAGAGACAGCUGGUGCCCAUUGUCUGCCUGCUGAGCCAACUGCAGGAGGCAGCCAUCAGGGAGCCUGUGAAGCUGGAACCACACCAUUCUAGAAAGCCACACUUUCCAUCGGAAGUGCGCACAAGCAAGCAUCACUCUGAGUCCACCCAAAACAGGUGCCCUGUUCCUUCCAUCAGCUAUGUCUGGCCACCUUGUUUUGGAAUAACUGUUCUUUCUGACCUCUUAAACUUGUCUAAAGAAAACAAAAGCAUGAAAUUCUGAGUACAAGAAAGUGAAAAGCAAAGGUAUACUCCUACUGUAGAGAGCUGUGGUCGGGACAGAGAAAAAGGAAGGGGCACCAUCUCCCAAAAACAUACCAAGGAAACUCAACUUAUGUUGAGUGGCCAGUGCUUCUAACGCAAUCUGAACCUGAGGGCUUUGUCAGUUUCCGGCCUGCACCACAUUUUGUGGUGCACCCAUAGGUGAGGAGGAGACACACCCAUAUUCAUUAGGUGAGAUGGGGGACAGGCUGCAUCUUAAUAAGAUCAGAAUCAACAGGUUUUUACACUUACUUGAAAUAAUUUCGCAGCUGUCAUCUUUAGGGGAUUCUAUCAGUGAUUCAUAGAAAGCAGACGGGAGCAAGAACAAAGGGUGUGCCUGAGGGAACUCAGAGUGUGGACUGGACCACUCAAAAAUAUAUAUUCUAGGCGAACAAGCUUGAGCUAGAAAUUGUAAGUGUAUCUUGCUCUCCAGGUUAGGUUUUUAACUCACCAGACCCGGGCACUUCUUAAAAAAAAGAAAGAAAGAAAGAAAAAAAAAAAGAAAGAAAGAAAGAGAGAGAGAGAGAGAAAAAAAGAAAGCUCAGCAUAGCUUUGCCAGCAUACAAGUGUUAAAAUACAUAGUUUUUAGGUAAUUUAAACCAAUCUUAGUCUGUCAUACUGGAAGAAGCCGUGUUUUGGUGAGCCAUCUUAAAUAGCAAGCUAAAUUAUUUUUAUUUUUUUAAUGCAAAAUAAUUUUAUAGGAAUUUAAAAAAAGAAAGGCAAGAAAAAAUCUGUUUAAAAAAGAGUUAUGUUCUGCUGGAAUCCCCAUUAGUAAGAAUUUUUUUAUUUUCUUGAAUCUAUGCAUAUUUUAGAACAUUCAUUUUAUCAGAAUCAAUAUUUAUACUCAGCCAGAACUUCAAUUAUCAAGUUACUGCACCUAAAACUUCAACCGUGUUUCCCCUUGGUGUUGCGCAGCUUAUACACGCAACCUUUUAGAAGAUGUAACUGGACAUGACACUACUUGGAAUAAAAAAAAAGAGCCUAGUAGCAGGCUGAGCACUCUCCUGGGCUGCCCAGUUUGCCCUGUGGGUGACUGGAGGAAGCUGGAGUGCCAUCCAUCCCUGUCAAGGUCAAAUGUGAACAGCAGAGUUUUAUUUAAUAUAGCGUUAAAUAAAAGUCAGCUGUCCUCAGCGUCAUAUUUGACCCACGAAAAUGUUCAUAGAAUUUUGUGUAGUUGUACCGUACGAUUUUAUUUUCAUUUAUUUAUUUACGGUCUUAUUUAUGUUCUGUUUAAUAUAUAGUUUGAUUCUGGCCAUCUUAAAUGUUGGGCUUACAAGAGGCUAUAUUGGAGUAUUUAAAGCUUCAUGAUAUUCAUCAGACUUACUGCUAACUUUUUGUAAUACAAAAAGUCUCAGAUAAGUAUUAAAGAAUGGAGUGUCUCAGGCUGGUAGUUCACAGUUGUGACUGGGGGACUUUGGUUUCAUUUUACAAAAUGUGCUUAUUUCUAACGUGAGAGAGAAAUGCAUUCUAGCAGGACCCUUUUCCCACACUCUAAAGUCAGCAAUAGUUUUAUGUAUUACAGGCAGCUUUGUGUAGUCCUGACACAUUUGUAUUAACCCGUGAUUCAAAAAACAUCCUACUAACUCGAUCACAAAACCAUAUGGACAAAUAAAAAUUUUAAUAUUAUGAAAAAUAUUUUUAAAGGUAGAAUUAUUCUUCACAGGAUAAAAAGGAUUUCAUAUUUAGCUCUCAAGUUUGGAUUAUCACUAUAUUGUUACCAUUUUAUAUAUCAGACUCUGAAAUGUUACAGGUACAAAAAGAGUGUUACUUGCCAAAUGAACAAAGUUUAGCUAAGUCUCUAGCAUACAAAUUAAAUACAUUUAAAUUUUUUUUGCUAUGGAUUUAUAUUAUAUUAAAUAUGAGAAGCUCAGGACUGAACUAAAUAUUUAAGCAGGUUAAAUUCUGAGUAUGUUUCUGUUUUCAUUCGUGCUGUUUGUGAAAGUGUUCAAAUACAUCACACAGAUUAACUCCCAUUGCUGCACUUUCCGUUUGUUUGUGGAUGGAAAGCAAGUUCAGUGAUUUUUUUUUUUUUACGAAGAUACGUAUUUCCUGAUACUGUAUUUUAAUGUUGCUUAUUGUUCAUUUAAUUUCCCUGAUUGGCACAAGUACAAGAAUCUACUUGAACCAUGUACCAAGCAAAUAUAAAACGUUCCAUGAAGAAUUC
Messenger RNA from Cricetulus griseus (Chinese hamster), 6631 nucleotides. The record is from RefSeq and is a predicted model, not a curated record. NCBI's taxonomy places the organism in Eukaryota, Metazoa, Chordata, Mammalia, Rodentia, Cricetidae.